ACGUACGGGCUUCGUGACGCGCACAUCACAUAAAUCCCUUUAACUUAUUUCAUUCAAGCCAUCAACGUUCUGAAGCCGCAAUCAUGAUCAAGAUAUUGACCAAUCUUUUGCUCCUGAUAUGCUUUGGCUGCUUUUUGCUGCCUGAGCCUGGAGAAACAUUGCGCAUCAAACGCUCCGAUAGCCUGGCCAAUGUAACUAACAACAGUAGCAACAACACCGGGUUGCCGUUGGUUUCCUUGACGGCAUUUGCUGGCGCCGCUAAGCCACAAGUCAAGACUACGGACAAAACUGAAACUGACGUUGCCACAGCCACAAAUGCUGCAGCAGAUGCAGUUGCUGAGAAAAAGCUGCAGCUGCUGGAUGAUUUUCAGCCCAGUGAAUAUUUGACGGGGGGACGUAUGCAGCGCUGCAAGCGUCGCGAAGAGCCCAAGAGCGCUCAUCAUGUGCACCACCACAAUGCUGACGCUUCAAAUGCCGCACCACCAUAUGUGUACUUCAACAAGCUGGUCUCGCCAGAUGGCAAGCAGGAGCUUAAGGAGUUUCAGCUGAUGGCACCCGGUGUAGUAAUUGAGAGCAUGCAACAUGACAUAAACUAUGGAAAUGCAGCUGGCGAUAUGGGUGGUGUGUUGGUCCUCAACGCGGAUUCCAAUCCAAGUGCACAAAUUCGUGGAAUGAGCAAACCCAAGCAUUAUCAUAAGCACAAAUCGUCGCUGGCGCUGCCGCCCUUUCUGUAUAUGUUGCAACAGAUGCUACAGCCUAACUUGAAUGUGGACAUGGUAGACUCCUCGUCAGUGCAACGUAAUCGAAUGGAUGCACCGAUCUAUCAGUUCCUCGACGGCGCUGUGGAUAAUGCGUUGCGCAACAACCACGAUAUAUUUGAUCGUGAACGUGAGAUCGAGCUCAGCGAUAAGGAUUCAGAUAAGGGUGAAUCGCUGAUGGGAAAGAAAACAAGUGCAGAGCUCACUAAGGAGGAAAAGCUGAAGGAGUCUGUUGAGCAACUUUCAAGUCGUAAGGAGAAUGAACUUAUUCUCAGCUGCCCCAUACACCAUGAGCAUCAUGCCACUAGUAACGGUGAAAGCAUUGACGAUGAUGUCGUCCUGGUAAACGAGUGUCAUAUUAUCUAAUCACCAAUAACAACUGAAGAAGUGUAGGACAUUAUAUAAGGGGAUUCUUAGAGAAGCAGUUAAAUACUUUGGCUUGUAGAAAAAUGAUAGCAAAAUUGUAGAUAGGUAUUCAUAUUUCUUUAUUCACUGUUGCUCAACAAUAUGUAUGUUUGUUUUUGGGUUUCAAGUUCAACACCGACCGUUAAUCAAAAAAAGUGGUUUUAGCGGUGUAAGGAACUAAAAUAUAUUUUAAAAAAAAAGUUAAAAUUA
Drosophila grimshawi is the source of this 1373-nucleotide messenger RNA. RefSeq lists its product as uncharacterized. Lineage: Eukaryota; Metazoa; Arthropoda; Insecta; Diptera; Drosophilidae. The transcript has 3 exons. The coding region runs from base 84 to 1124 and encodes 346 amino acids. The record is from RefSeq and is a predicted model, not a curated record.